Paramuricea clavata is the source of this 402-nucleotide messenger RNA. The record is from the annotation of a GenBank genome assembly. Lineage: Eukaryota; Metazoa; Cnidaria; Anthozoa; Malacalcyonacea; Plexauridae.
CAACUUAAUGAAUGGAUUGAAGAAUAUAUUGAAAAAGAUAUAAUUGAGCCUGUUGUAGAUGAAUGUACAGAGUGGGUUAGUGGACUUGUUGUCACACCCAAACCAAGAAAUCCAAAGGAAGUUCGGGUUUGUGGAGAUUGUAGACAAGCCAAUACAGCAGUCAAGAGAGAAAGACAUCCCAUUCCAACUGUUGAAGGGCUUAUGGAAAACAUGGACGGUGCCAUAAAAUAUAGUAAAGUUGAUUUGAAAGCAGGCUACCACCAAAUACCCCUUGACAAAGAAUCGCGAUCGACUACAACUUUUACAACACAUCGAGGACUAUUUAGAUAUAAGCGACUACCCUUUGGCAUCAAUGCAGCAAGUUUUUUCAAAAUGCAAUUAAAAGAGCUGCCCAAGAACUAG